Molecule: messenger RNA, 1695 nt
Organism: Diplodia corticola
Lineage: Eukaryota; Fungi; Ascomycota; Dothideomycetes; Botryosphaeriales; Botryosphaeriaceae
Product: shikimate o-hydroxycinnamoyltransferase-like
Exons: 1
Coding region: 1-1695 (564 amino acids)
Source: RefSeq, a predicted model, not a curated record
AUGUUCUUCCGAUCCUCGUCCGCCCCGAGCACCAAGACGUUCCGCCUGACGGCCGCCCAGCCGUUCGAUGCAACCUUCGACCUGACGCUGGCCGACAACAUCCCGCCCGCAAUCAACAGCCGGUACAUCUUCAUCUACGACACGCGCGGCGAGACAGGCAGCCCGCAAGCCUACCGCGAUGAACUGGCCGACCGGCUGAAGCGGAGCCUCGAGUCCUUCCUGCGCCUGCCCGACGACGACGGCCACGCGCUGGCCUUCCCGCAGCUGCUCGGCAAGGUGCACGCCAGGCCGGACAACGGCCGGCUCUUCGUGCGGGUCAAGCACGACUCCAGCCUGCCCUUCGUCGUCGCCACCCACGACAAGAUCACCCUCGAGUCGCUGCGCCCGGAUCUCGGCUUCCCGUCGCAGCACCUCGACCCCAAGGUCUUCGCCGCCGGCGUCGACGCCGUGCCGCGCCCCGACGGCGACGGCGGCUGCGACACCUUCUCGGUGCAGCUGACCUUCAUCGCCGGCGGCUACGUGCUCAUGGUCAACAAGCACCACUACCUCCUCGACGCCACCGCCACCGGCUUCUUGAUGAAGAGCUGGUUCGAGCGCGCCCGCCUGUACGCCCAGCACAAGCCGUCGUCGUCCGCCGCCGAGUCGUCGACCCGGCUCGCCAUCGAGAAGGAAGGCAAGGCCCGGUCCGUCCACGACAGCACUUCGCUCGCCAUCACCUCGCACGACGACGACGAGCCCGUCGACCUCUCCCUCGAAUGGACCGUCAAGCCCAACGCCGGCCCCCACAUCUUCGGCCUCCAGCUGCCGCCGCCCUCGGUCAUGUUCGUCGCCAAAGCCCUCGCCUUCGCCCGCCCCAAGGUCGACAACGCCAUCUUCCACUUCCGCCCCGCCGCCCUCAAGCGCCUGCACGCCGACGUGCAAGCCGCCACCGCCCUGCGCAUCUCCACCCACGACGCCGUCUGCGCCCUGAUCUGGCGCGCCAUCGCCCGCGCCCGCCUCGCCUCCCUCAAGCCCACCGACAGUGCCACCAAACGCCCGGACCGCUGCACCUUUGCCCUCGCCGUCAACGGCCGCUCCAAGCUGGAGCCGCCCCUCGCACCAGGCUACUUUGGCAACGCCGCCUUCUUCUCCGCCGCCGCAGUCGAGCCCGACGCCUUUGGCGGUCCCUCCCCCUCGUCCUCCUCCCCCUCAUCCCCCUCCUCCUCCCGCCGCUCCUCCUCCUCCACCACCCCCACCACCACCACCCCCACCGCCUCCCUCGCCACCCUCGCCACCAGCAUCCGCGCCUCCCUCACCGCCAAAACCUGCCCCCGCUUCCUCCGCGCGCAGCUCGCCCUCGUCGCCGCCCAGCCGCGCGCCUCGGACGUCGUCAACCCGUGGCGCUGCUUCGGCGGCAUCACCGGUGGUGGCCCCGGCCCCGACGUCGUCGCCACGUCGUGGGAAAAAUCCUUCGGGAGCGGCGCCGACGUCGAGCUGGGGUGCGGGCGGUUCAGGCGGAUGCGGCUGCCCGGGGGAGGGCAGUUCGAUGGAUUGGUUUGCGUUUUGCCGGCGUUUGGGGUGAGGGAUGUGGAGGUUGGUGGGGCUGAGGAAGGGUAUCCCGGGGGGUUGGAGGUGGCGGUGGAUUUGGAGGCGGGGUGUUUGGAGGCGGUGAGGGGGGAUGGGGUUUUGAGGGGGUAUGCGACGUGUUUGGGGUGA